ACCUCAAUUGUUUAUGUAUAGUCAUUUGUCUUGUUUUUUUUUUUUAAAUAAAGAAAAAUUUAAUUUUUUUCUAAUAUUUGGAAUUAGAGGAAAAUCAUCGGUAUAUUUAGAUGUAAUAUGAAUUUUUGAAAAAGAAAAAAAAAUAUUGGAGGUGGUAGAUCUUUGUAUUUUUUUUUUUUUAAUAAAAAAAAGGGCAGGGCGAAUGUCGUGUUUUCAAAUAGAAAAAAAAGGUAUAUAAUAUGCGAUUCGUGUGAUAAUAGUCUAAAAUGAAUAUUAAAAUAAUGUCGUGUCAAAUAAAUGGUUGUGAUAAAGAAACAUGAUUUCAACAAAAUGAGAAGGUCUUAUAAUUCAGAUGUACGUACAGGCGAUGGUCUUGAGGUUACGAGACGUUUAUACAGAAGUAUAAGUGACAUUGCCAAAAGACUAAAUGAACAAAAAAGUCAUGCUUUGACAGUGACGGAUAUUUUUACACCUUCUGGCGAAACAUUACGCACUAAAUUACGUGAUUAUUGUGAAAGACUAAUUUUUAAGGAUCCAGUUAGUCAUGUUCGUAAAACAGAGGAAUUACUUUGGAGACGAGGUUUUUAUGAUGUCGUCUCAUUGGCGAAAAAGAUACGAAAAGGUAAUGUUUGGAAUGAUGCUGAAAAAGCAUUAUUGUCAGCACAUUUUGCUGUUGGUGUUGGUUUUUAUCAUCAUUUAAUUUUGCGACUACAAACCGAGUGUAAUUUAGAUCUCAUUGGAGUCAUUGAUUUUGCUUAUCCACAUAAUACAGUUAAUAUUAAAAGCAAAAAUUCACCUUCGAAACUUGAAACCGAGGAAGCAAGACAAUGCGCAAUUCGUUUUAUACAUCGAUGUUUAAUAUGUUUGGGUGAUUUGGCUCGAUAUAGAUUAGAUUUAGAGCCAAAUUGGGAUCCAUUAAUUGCAACUCGUUAUUAUAAAAUGGCAGUUGCAAUUGAUCCAAAUAUUGGUAUGUCACACAAUCAACUUGGUACAAUGGCUGGAAAUAAAAAUUUUGGAUUAGACGCUGUUUAUCAUUACAUGAGAAGUAUUUUAUGCUCCGAACCUUUUGACGGGGCUGAGGGAAAUUUACGAAGAACAAUAGUAUUACAUUCGACGAGUGGAAAAGAAAAAUGUUUAACACACGAGUGUAUUGCAAAAUUGCUUUCUCUUCUUCAAUUAUGGGAGAAUGAAGAAACUAGUCCUGAAUUUAUAAAUCAAGAAUGCGAGUCGCUGCUAAACACAAUCGAGAAUUGUUUAAAUCUCGAACGAUCGUUUCCAAAUAAAAAUCUUGAUGAAGUAGACGAUAUUGAAAUGUAUCUUCAAAAAUGUAAAAUUGAUGAUUCAAUUUAUUUCAAUGAUGAUAUAAUUUUCAAAAUAAUGGCAAUAUGCUUAAUGUCAAUAACAAAAUUACGCAAUAAAAAUUCCCAUGAUAUUAGGGGAAUAAUUGCCUUUACAUUGGCUGUGUUAUCACAAUUAGUUAAUUCAACAAUAUUACGAAUUCAAGAAUCUCUAAUUGAUGUCUCGCUUGCGAAUGGAGAAAAUGUUGAUUUAAAUUUACAAUUUGCCGAUUUUAACGGUGAAAUAAUAAAAGAAGAAGAAGAAGAAGAUGAUGAAGAAGAAGAAGAAAUUCAUCUUAAGGAAAUUAAUAACGAGUCAUUAAAUUUAAAUAAAAAUGAAAGUUUAACAACAAAUGGCAAUUAUACGAAUGGAAUUAAAAAAAAGGGACAAACAAAGGAUAAAUCAAAAAGUUUAUUAACUAAAUUACGUCGUAGAAAACGAAGAAAUAGUUCCGAUUCAGAUAAUAGUGAUGCUGCUCAACUUUCAUCGAGUGAUGAAAUAAAUUCUGAUAUUUCAGAAACUGAGGAAGACGCACUAAGUAAAGAAAAUCCCUUUUCCGAUGAUGCAUUAUCUGAAGAUUUAUCUGACGAGGAAGAAGUUGAAAAAGAUAAUGCCAUUACAACAGACAAUCACAAUUUUCCAAAUGAAGAAAAUCAUGAAAAGACUAAGGCUAUUUUAGAAAAUGAAAAUAAAAUCAAUGAUGUUCUAAAUGAAAAUCCUAAAUGUUCUGAAAGUGCCAUAAAAAAUUUAGAUUCAAAUACUAAUGAAGAGAAUAUUGAAUCUACAAUUUUAUAUUUUGCUCAAUUAAAAAAGCCAAAAUAUCAAAAACUCAUAUUCGAUGUACUUACAUCAAAUAGUCUUUUGAAUUCAGUAAAAUUAUGUUGCGAUUGGUUAAAAUGUCAUCCGGAUAUUAUAAAAACAUGUGCAUUAAAUUUGAAAAUUCUUAUAAAACGUUUAACAUUAUUAUUGAAUUUAAUUAAUAUUGAUGUGAAUAUUAUAAAUUCAAAAAAUUCCAAUAAUCAUAUUGAAUUUUUAUUGAGAAUUAAUAAUUAUGAGGAAUUAUUUAAAAAAAUACCAUUACCCGAGGAUGUAAAUAUGAAAGGUUUAAAAGAUUUAGAAUAUGCCCAUAAAGAAUUGGAUUGGAAAUUAUUGCGAAGAAUUAAAAUUAAUAAACGUGAACAAUGUAUAUUGAGAAAUUUAAAAUUAAUUGAAUUUGGCAAAUAUCUUUGUUCAAUGGAUUAUUUGGGAUUAAUGUAUGAUAAUGAAAAAGAAUUGUUUAUUAAAAAAAAAAUUGUGGAUACAAAUAUUAUUUCUAAUGUUAAUGAAAAAAAAUCUGAUGAUCAUCCAAGAGGUAAAUUAAUGAGACACAUGGGAAGAUUGUGGUUAAAAGCAGAAGUUCGAGCAUUAGAAAGUCGAUUGAGAUCACGAUUAAUGUCACCUUAUUUAGUACCUGAUCAUGAUGCAUUGGCAAAAUAUAUACCGGCUUUAAAACGACUUGUUUUUGCGAAAAAAUUUAUUAUCGUCAUUCCUGCUGUUGUUGUUUCUGCAUUGGACGAGGUGAAAAAAACAAGUGGACAAGCAAGAGAAGCGACAAGAUGGUUAGAGGCACAAUUGAGACGUGGUUCUCGUUUUCUCAGGGCACAAAGACCACAUGAAAGAUUACCACUUCCAUUAAUAAAAGGUCCACGACCAAAGGAUAAAGAAUCAUGGCUUUAUUUUCAAAUUAUUGAAUGUUGUCAUUAUCUUACACAACAAUCAAAUGUUGAAGUGACUAGCGAUUCGGAAAUUCCAAUUGUUACACUCUUAACGGGAUGCAGUGCUGAGGAACAAAAAGCACUCACAAUUAGUCCUGAAGGUCUAGCAAAAAGUGCAGGUGUUAAUCUUGAGCAUAUUGAAGCAUUUCAUACAAAAUGGAAAGCUUCAAGCAAAAGUCACGGUUGAACAGUUUUUUUUUUUUUUUUUUUUUUUUUUUUUUUAUAUUGAAUGGGGUCAGCUUUUAUCUCGCGUUGGAGCAACAAUUGACUCGCUUCCAGAGAAGCAUACAAAAAAAAAAGGAAAAUUGCUUGAACGAGUUAACAGGGUUGGAAACCCGCGAUGAAAAACAAAUCCUUACUCAAAAAAAAAGAAACAAAAAUCUGGAAUGUCUUCUUUUUUUUCGUAAAACAUUUUUUGAAAUAAAUUUUCCUUACAAUUUAA
This is a messenger RNA of Leptopilina boulardi, 3534 nucleotides long. RefSeq names its product nonsense-mediated mRNA decay factor SMG5 (gene Smg5). Gene Ontology annotation, biological process: nuclear-transcribed mRNA catabolic process, nonsense-mediated decay. The transcript is spliced from 9 exons. The record is from RefSeq and is a predicted model, not a curated record. Gene Ontology annotation, molecular function: telomeric repeat DNA binding; protein binding; telomerase RNA binding. Gene Ontology annotation, cellular component: telomerase holoenzyme complex. Lineage: Eukaryota; Metazoa; Arthropoda; Insecta; Hymenoptera; Figitidae. The coding region runs from base 298 to 3279 and encodes 993 amino acids.